Molecule: messenger RNA, 1635 nt
Organism: Symbiodinium sp. CCMP2592
Lineage: Eukaryota; Dinophyceae; Suessiales; Symbiodiniaceae
Source: the annotation of a GenBank genome assembly
AUGGUGCGCUGGUUGGGUUUCCUGUGGAUCGUAGUGGGAGCUGGAAUCCGGGCCAAGAAUCGUGUCGACUGGCCGUGGGAGGAGCAUCCCGUCAGCUCAAGCGAUGAGGUUCAGAGGCUCCUGGCCACGAUGCUGGCAGAGACCACGGCUGAGGCGACGGAAGAGGCCGGGGAUGUUGAGGCACAGCACCCCAUGCUCAGAGAGGUGGUUGCAAACAUCCGGGAAAACUGGCGGAGCACCAGUGCAAGCACUUGCCAUCAGCAGCUCGGGAAGGUGAUGAACAACUUCAGUCUUGCAUGCCAAGGAUUGCGGCCCAACGCCGACUGGCUUCUCGACUACUACGUCCCUGUCCUCCCGAACAAGACCUGUGCCGAAAGCAUCGGCGACAUUUUCGCAUUGGGAGACGACCUGGUCGAGACCCUCCGUAUCUCCAGAAAUGCGAUAGCCUCUUUGGAUGUAGACGACAGGACACUCCGUCGAUAUCAAGCGCUUUCCUUUUUGAGAAACUGGCUUGUGAAUCUCACUCGGACUGAUGAUCAGGCGCUGCUUUGGGCGGGGUUCUGGGAUGGUGAUCCCCAGAAUCGCGCGACACAGGCGAAGCUCUCCAACUUUGCCAGAGCGACGGAACACUCGACCAUGCACCCGAACACUUUCCUAGGCCAAGCAAUCGAGGCGAGCCAGGACCUCGACGCCUGCUACAAGCAGGCCACGACCAACACACUCGCAGAAAACAUGUGGUCCAUUGCAAGCAUGAGCUUCGUUCUAGGGAUGCGCGACAAGGCACAGGGGACGGUCAUCGCGCUGGUCAACAAGCAGAUCACGGGCGAGCGUAACUUGUCAGAGUCCGUGCUGUCCACUCAUGAAAUCCCCACAGUGGGGCUCGCAGCCUGGGGCCUCGGGUUCUGGUCUCCGAAAGUGAUUCUCCUGGACCUUAUGGGUACGUGCUACAAAACAAGCCCAAUUCUGCAGAAGCAGCUUUUCGCCCGCCUGCGACUUUGGGCGAAGUCGAUGACGAACUGGAGCCCAGCAGCAUUCGCAAAGAGGUCACGGCUCCAGUGGCAGUGCAUCGAUUGCUCGGGUGCUUGCAGCCUGGAUGAGGACUUGGCGGAGCACGUGCAGCAGCUGGUCAAGGCCAAGGAUGAGCAGGACCGGAAGGACCGGGAGCUCCGACAGGUCGCGAGCCCUCUCCUGGCAGUCGCAGAAGAGGAAGGGUUAAACUACUGGGAGGAACUGACUGCUGCCCACAAGCUGAUGGGGAGGCUCUGGAACAAUCCGGAGACCAGGAGAAAGGCCCAAGAGCUGAAAGACUUCUACUUGUCUCUGCACAUGGAGGACCUGGCAGACCUACGCAAAGCGGAGCAUGCGGUUCCGAAGCUCCACGUCCAAGCCAGGCUGCGUCGAGUGGAGCACCUGCUCCACCAGAAUGCUGAUCCGAACGCUCCGGACAGGCACGGCAACACAGCCCUCAUCGGCGCUGCAAUCGAAGGACACCUGGAGUUGGUUGAGCCCUUGCUGAAGGCAGGGGCCCAGCUGGAGGCCCGCAAUGAUUUAGGCACCACAGCAUUCAUCUAUGCCGCGGCCAACGGCCAUCUGGCGAUCAUCGAGGCGCUUCGUAAGGCUGGAGCAGAGCCUUAG